CACGGAUACAAAAGCUCAAAAAAAAAAAAGUAGAUCGAGAACCCUAUAGCCCCCUAGUUCGCCAUGAACUUUCGACCACGGAAGCCGCCGAAAGACGGCAGGGUGUUCGUCCGCGGUCUCGCCGCGGGCACCGGCGAGGCGGACCUCCUCCGCCACUUCGAUCGUUACGGGGUGGUGGACGAAGUCUCCAUCCCGGGGGUCGAGGCCGACACCCUCACCGGCCUCCCGGCCCUCCGCUUCGCCAUCGUCAAGUUCGGCCACCCGGAGUUCGCCGGCCUCGCCCUCGCCGAUCGGGAGCAGGUCAUCGACGGCCAGACGGUUCAUGUUGGAAGAGAAGACCCAAGACAAUCGGGAUGCCAUAGUUCAGGAUACAAGCCUCUCAAGCAGAGCACUCGUCAGAUUGGUGAAAGAAAACGCCGUGUUGGGGAUAUGAUUAAGGUAGUAAUUGGCCCAUUGCCAGAGGAUUCUUUAGAAAGAGGGCUUUUGAAGUACCUAAAACAAUUUGGAUCCGUGGAUGCUGGAAUGCUGAUCAUUGAUUGUAUCAUCAAAUAUAUCUCCAGAGAUGGGCAAGAGUUAACUGUGAAGAUUGACAAGUCCAAAAAUGCAGCUUGGUCAACCUGUGAAGACACUUUCCACUUUUCUGAUAGACGCAAGAACAGCGAUGGCAGAAUCAACCCCAAUAUCUACCGUGGAUUAAUAAAUAAAACUCCUCCUCCUGCUGCAUGUGCUUACUCCUACAACCGAACUGGAGGCAUUGCCGGAAAAAAAUGCAACAUCCCCAAUGGUUCUUGCAACUAUCCUACAUGCCCCAAGUCCUAUCAUGGAUCAAUUGUGAAUCAAACACAUUUUCCUCAUCCGGCUGCAUAUGCUUACUCCUGCAACCGAACUGGAGGCAUUGCGGAACAAAUGUGCAACAUUCCCAAUGGUUUUUGCAACUAUCCUACAUACAAGUUGAAUCCCAAUUUCUAUCGUGGAUCAUCAAUUGUGAAUCAAAUUCCAUUUCCUUAUCCUGCUGCCUAUAGUUAUUUCUGAAACCCGACUGGAAGCUUUGCUGGACAAAUAUUUGAUGAUGAUUUUGCUUAUCAGUGUGGCGGAAUGAAUUGGAACGCCACUAUGCUAAAUUAAACUCCCAACGAGUUUCAUGGUAUGUGUUUUAUUGUAAGUUUUUUUUUAUCCUUUUUGUAUUAGCUAUUUAGAUUUCGUUUGCCAAUUUUACCGUGGCUGUACAUCACUACUACUCCCACUUAAGAUUUUGCCUUAAGCUUUAAAGUAUUAUAUCUACUCGCAUGUAAGAUUUUUCUGUAAGCUCAAAGAAUUAAAAUCCAAGCUGGUUUCCAUUGCAAGCA
This is a messenger RNA of Oryza sativa Japonica Group (Japanese rice), 1346 nucleotides long. RefSeq lists its product as uncharacterized. Gene Ontology annotation, molecular function: RNA binding. The record is from RefSeq and is a predicted model, not a curated record. Lineage: Eukaryota; Viridiplantae; Streptophyta; Magnoliopsida; Poales; Poaceae.